Messenger RNA from Hippocampus zosterae (dwarf seahorse), 1612 nucleotides. It is a transcript of the gene pigx, whose product is annotated as phosphatidylinositol glycan anchor biosynthesis, class X. The transcript is spliced from 6 exons. The record is from RefSeq and is a predicted model, not a curated record. Lineage: Eukaryota; Metazoa; Chordata; Actinopteri; Syngnathiformes; Syngnathidae. Gene Ontology annotation, cellular component: endoplasmic reticulum membrane. Gene Ontology annotation, biological process: GPI anchor biosynthetic process. Bases 106 to 849 code for a protein of 247 amino acids.
GGUUGCCUAAUGCUAAAAAGGGUCCUUCGAGUCACACUUCCGCAAACAAAUUAAAGAAGCAUUCUAUUGCAUUUGUUGCUUAAACAUACAAUUACGAUAUAUUUGAUGCAUUUUACACUGUUCUAUACGUUUAUCAUAACGAUUUCACUAACAUGUCCUUAUUUGACUGUGAAGGGCGACAACAGUUGCGCCGUUCUGAAGCAGCGGCUCCAGUCAACUGCGGUUUCAAUCGUGAUCAAGAACAAGGGCUUUCAUAGGGAGUUAGAGACAACAGUUGAGCUCCAGCUUGGUAGCGCGUUCAAGGACGUCCGACUUUUGCUGCUUCACACAUGGCCCAGUGGGGUCUAUGUGGACCCCUACCAGCUUGCUUUCCUCAGCGAUGCAGUUGAUUGGCAAAUAUUAGUGGAUUCGGCCAUUGACCUGGAGGUGCCAGCACACAAGACUUCUGGAUUCGUCACCUACGUUUAUCCUGCCUUCAGUGAACAAAUUCUCGGUGUGCUCAACAUUAGCAUUCCCAUCCACGGGCGCUAUCACCAGCCCUCCUUUCACGGGGAAACCUUUGAAUCUAUCACCAUAGAACCCCCAAAGCUGCUUUUGCGCACAGAAAAAUGUUCACAGCUAGAUGAUUUGGAGUCUCACACAGCAACGGAAGCACCCUGCACCGCUGACAAUACGAGCAUGUGUCUGUGGAUUCAAGUCCAACAGAAGCAGCGGCCUGGCGACGUGAUCUUGCGUUUGCCAGUGGGCAACGGUUCUCUGGUGAGGCCUGUGUGCGGCGUGACACUGGCCGUCACCAUGAUAUGCUGUUGGGCACUGUCCAAAUACAUGUGGAAGCAGCGGAUUGUUUAAAACGCUGUGCUGCUUACAAGUACAGAUCAUGUCAACUUGGUGAAUGCUCCACAACAACCUGUAAUGUGCAGAAGUCUCCGCGCUUCAGAUAUGUUCGGAAAUUGCAGCAAUAGUCGAACGACUUCCUGAAUCAGCGCUGGUCCAGGAAGUGGUUUGUUGCCGCGAUUUAUAAGGAUGUACCAUUCGAAAAAAUGUGGGGAUAUCCACGAAUGGACCAGUAGGUUUCCUAGUUUGAUAGAAAUCUGCGGUAUUUUUAAACAGUUCUUGUAAUCUUGCUGUUCACAUUUUGACAUCAUGAGAUCAAGACCAUCAUGAGAUCAGAGUGAAGUGGCCACUGAGCUUAUUGUCACAGUGUGGGUGUGUCAUCAUUAAGAUUAUAUGGAUGGAUCAAUCACCAGCUGUGAAGUUUUCGUGCAGUUUUAUUUAUAUAUACAUAUACAUAUAUAUAUAUAUAACAACAAACUGAAUCUGAAAAAUUAUUUUAAAAAGAUACAUCGCAACAGCUCUGAUCGGAAACUGCAAUUGCAGACUGCUGAUCCCAAACAGCUUCCGGUGAGUUUUAGGGCUGAGGAUUGACCUGCUUUUUUGGGGUUUGUUUGUUUAUUUUUAAAUGCGUUUUUUGUGAAUGUGAAAUUGAUAGGAUGCUUUUUCCACAAUACAAAUGUUGUUUUGUUAAAUAAACAAAUAACAAAAAUGCUGGUGGUUCUCAUGGUAUGCAUGUUGUACAGAGAGCAUAUUUGACAAUAAAGCUGACUUGAGUUGA